UUUUCACAUGGGCCCGCUCUUAAACUCUGUCACGUCUCUCACUUCAACACCUCUAUUUUUCUUCCUUCCCGAGAAACUGUCGGGAAAACGAUAAUCCAAACGGGAUAAACCUAAAUCCUAUUCAGUAUUGUUUGCUCAGAUUGAAAGACCCAUGUCUCUGUUCCCGAUCUUAACCGCCUCGUUUCUCUUCCUCUUCUGCGUUCCGUUCACCACCGCAGCUGCAGACGGCGAUUUGCCGACGGCGUACACCCUCCUCCAAAGCUACAACUUCCCCGUCGGGAUUCUCCCCAAAGGAGUCUUGUCGUACGAUCUGGACGAACCCACGGGGAAGUUCCACGCGUAUUUCGACAAGUCGUGUAGCUUCGCCCUCCAAGGCUCUUACCAGUUGGAUUACAAAUCGACCAUCUCCGGCGUCAUAUCGGAGAACAAGCUCACGAAGCUCACCGGCGUGAAGGUGAAAGUUCUCUUCUUGUGGCUCAACAUCGUGGAGGUUAUCAGGGACGGAGACGAGCUCGAGUUCUCCGUCGGGAUCACGUCGGCGAACUUCGCGAUCGAGGAGUUUUACGAGUCGCCGCGGUGUGGGUGCGGGUUCGAUUGCAAUGGAUUGAAGUCGAAAACAGAUAAUUUGCAAAUGAUGGGACUUUCUUACAAAACCUGAACUCUUUGGAUGCUUUUUUUUGUUCUUGCUCCAAUCAUUGGACAAGUUCUUUGUUUCAACAAUUGGUUUAUUGUUCAUCUCUUCUUAGGAUCGUUCUAUCAAUCAACGUAUGUAUUGUACUUACAAUCAAUAAAAGUACAUCGAUGAA
Molecule: messenger RNA, 806 nt
Organism: Brassica napus (rape)
Lineage: Eukaryota; Viridiplantae; Streptophyta; Magnoliopsida; Brassicales; Brassicaceae
Exons: 1
Coding region: 152-658 (168 amino acids)
Source: RefSeq, a predicted model, not a curated record